Molecule: messenger RNA, 938 nt
Organism: Drosophila miranda
Lineage: Eukaryota; Metazoa; Arthropoda; Insecta; Diptera; Drosophilidae
Product: protein takeout
Exons: 4
Coding region: 49-819 (256 amino acids)
Source: RefSeq, a predicted model, not a curated record
UUUCAGGGCCAGCGAGACAGUCUUCAAUUACAUUCACAAGCGAUCAUAAUGGAGAGAAAUUUUAGCUUCGUCCUGCUGCUGCUGCCUCUGCUCAGCUGCCUGACUAUAUCCGUCCGCGGGCACGCCUCUGAUCUCCCCGCUGGUAUCCAGAGAUGCGCAAUUAAGGACAACGAGUGUGUGUUGAAUGGCGUCAAUUUUGUGCUGAAAAACCACGCCCAGAGCGGCAUCAAGGAGCUGGGACUGAUACCAUUGGAUCCACUGCACGUCACCAAGUUCACUAUUGGCCGGAAUCCACACAGUCCGGUCAGCAUUGAUCUGAGCUUCACGGAGGUGGACUUGUUGGGCCUGUCACGUGCCAGAGCCAAGCGAUUGGGGGGAUUCUCUCUUGAUCUUAGCAAUCCAAUUGAGUUUGUGAUGGAGGCACCCGAGCUGGCCUUCAAGGGACCUUACUCAGUGGACGGCAAGGUGCUUAUUCUGCCCAUUGUGGGCAAGGGAAGGGCCGAGAUCGUAUUGAAGCACUGCAAAAUCCAUUCUUUGAUCACAUUGAGGCCCAUAUCUAAGGGCGGACAUCACACCUUCGCAGAGGUUACGGACAUCAAGUUGCAGGUCGAUCCCUCGCAUGUUAGCUACAAGUUGGAGGGUCUCUUCCAUGGCCAGAAGGAUCUCAGCGAGAACAUGCACAUUCUGAUCAACGAGAACUGGCAGGAAAUCUUCAAUGAGCUGAAGCCCAGCAUUUCCGAGGCCAUGGGUCUGAUAGUCAAGUCGGUGCUGAACAAAACUUUUGGCAAGACACCCCUAGAGGAGCUAUUCAUAGUGUAGAAUGGAUAGAGCACCCCUAGCCCUACCCCUAGUUCAGUUAAUAUUGUUUUUAAGUUCAACUGGUGGAAUGUGCAAAUAUUUAAUUGAAUUUCAAACUCAAAAUAUAAAAGUUCCUUGUA